Molecule: messenger RNA, 567 nt
Organism: Ostertagia ostertagi
Lineage: Eukaryota; Metazoa; Nematoda; Chromadorea; Rhabditida; Trichostrongylidae
Source: the annotation of a GenBank genome assembly
ACAUUCGAUGUGGAUUGUCGGCCGAGAACAUCCGGCGGAGAUCCACUGGACGUGCGGCUUCGAUUUGACGACAGUUCGCUGCCAAUUUCUGUUAACGAUCUCAACGAUGGCACUUAUGAACUGUCCUUCAGGGUACAACAGUCGGGCGAUUAUGUGGUUGACGUGGACAUCUUUGGUCGUCCAAUAAAAAAUAGCCCAUUUCCCGUCUCGGUUUCGUCGCACCAUAUGCCUAAAUGGCAGUUGCCUGUCGAACUUCAUCAGCCUGUCAAGGUAGCAAUGAAUGGAGAUCAUGUGCUUCAUGUUCUCGAUACUGGAAACGAAAGAGUGAGAAUUGUCAAAGAUAGCGGAGAAGUGGUUAACGACAUCAAGGCGCCAUGUCUGAACGGCGGCACGGCCGUUGGUAUGGCACUUUUAAGUGGAGGUGACAUGGCGAUUCUAAACUGGAGGACGAAGAGCAUCACGCGCCUGGGACCGAAAGGGGACGAGAUACAAAGCAUCAGCUUCUCCGAGUUCAACGAGCCGAUUGAUCUUGCUGCUGAUCAUCGUGGGAGAUAUCUUCAUAGCUGA